Molecule: messenger RNA, 1035 nt
Organism: Oncorhynchus kisutch (coho salmon)
Lineage: Eukaryota; Metazoa; Chordata; Actinopteri; Salmoniformes; Salmonidae
Gene: coa3a
Product: cytochrome C oxidase assembly factor 3a
Exons: 2
Coding region: 42-344 (100 amino acids)
Biological process (GO): mitochondrial respiratory chain complex IV assembly
Cellular component (GO): mitochondrial inner membrane
Source: RefSeq, a predicted model, not a curated record
GCUAUUAUAGUGUUGCACAAGCAGGUCAGGCUGUCGCAAAAAUGGCUGACCAGAAACCGACAGUGGAUCCCGAAGUCCCUUUUGCAAAGAGGAUAGAUCCAAACAAGGAGGAUCUUACCAGGGACGAGUUCUACUUUAUCAGACAAGUGGAGCUCGCGCAAUGGAAGAAGAAAUCGCAGCAACUCAGGGGCCGUAAUAUUGCAACAGGACUUGCUAUCGGAGCCAUUGUAAUGGGUAUUUAUGGCUACACGUUUUACUCAGUGAAACAGGAGAAGAUUAUGGAUGAGCUGGAUGAGGAGGCCAAGGUCGCGAGGAUGGGGGGGGCAAAGACAGGCGCCAACUGACUUAAUGAUCAGAUGGACUGAGCUCAGAUCGACUGUGUGGUGUGCCACUGAUCCUAUCGCCUGUAGGCCUACUUGCACUGGAAGGGACUAAUGCUGACAAAUGCUGGUGCUACAUCUUAUUCCACUGCUAGCCACUGUCAAGGCAGCAUCGGGCCCUGUUUUGCUCUGGUAUAUAGACUUUUAUGUGGUUGUGUUGCUGACUUAAGCGUCUUCAUGGUGAUUAAACAUGCUUGUCUGUAGAAAGAAUUAUCUAUUGCCCCCGAUUACCCCCUUAUAAUUUCAGGAUCCUGUGUCUUGUUCAUUAGGCACCAAGCGGAUGGCAACAUUUAUUUAAAUGGUUUCUGUUAAGUGCCCCAAUGAACAUGACCCUAUUCUCCUUCCUUUUCUUCCCAACGAGUAGGCACUUGUGUAAAAUUAUUUGUAUUCCCUUCAAAUCAGCAUCAAAUGAUUUCUCCCAAACUAUAAAACUAAUUCAACCUAUAUCAGUAAUGUUAAUUCUACAGUGGCCUUGAAAUAGGUGGAAUUAGAACAGCUCAACUGAGACAAAGAAACACAUUUAUAUUGAAAUAUAUUUAUGUUGAUAAAGGAUUGAGUUUUACAUUUGUUAUAUUGUAUUUGUUUUUUCACAACAAUAAAUGACAUCUUAUAGCAAGGUCAGUGUAAUGUUUCAUACACUGAUAUUGCCACAGUA